AUUGUCGUCUGCUACCGGUUAUUGUUUGUUAUUUGCUGACUGGGAAUCGGACAAAUCGCUGUAAUUUUUCGCGAUUACUUGUCGAAAUCUUAUCCUCAGCAUCUUUCUAGUCUAAAUGAACGGCAUUUUUGAGAGGUCAGUCAAAGGUUUUGCUCACGGUCAACUAUUAAUAUGGAAUGACAGGAAGCCUUGAAGAAUUACUAAACAAAAGACUGAAAAGAAAGAAUUCAGAAAUUUGAGAAACGAAGAGAAAAAUACUAUUAACGGACCUUGGGUUUUUAAUCAAAGUACCGUUGCAAUCCUACCUCCGUCGUUAAAUAAAGGAAAGGAGUGAUGUAUGCGUUCUUCCUAGUUAUCUCCUGCCUAACUACGAUUACUCAAGGAUGUUCGCUUUCCGUUUCGGCUGAUUGGCUUGUUAAUAAAACAUGGUGUGGUAAUUUGAUCAACGGUUUUAGAACGAGGAAACUUGAAUUGAAGUUUUCUUCAAGUCACUUAGAUGAACGUCAUUUCGGAGAUUUUUCUGCUUGGUCAAAUAAAUACAAAUGCAAGAAAAUUAUAUCGGCGGACGAUCAAUCCGUAACACUUCAACUAGUCAAAAAAUCGAACCAAAAAGAAUACUGUUAUAACUAUUACAAGUUAAGUUCCGUUGCAAUGAGACGAAGUUCCGGUCGCGAUUGUAAUAAGCUUACAAAGGAAAAUAUGCUAUUUAUUGAUAAGAUAGGAAUUGAAUCUUCUCAACGAAAACCGUGCUCUGAUAUUGCAGAAGGUGGAUUUAAAGCCAGAUUGAGACAUUUAGAUAGCAGCAAACAAUGCAUGAAAGAAGAUAUUGCAUCAUCUAUAAAUUCUGAAUGUUAUACUCAUGCUGGUCUCUAUAUUGUACCAUACGAACUUACAUGCCUUCCCUCUUAUUAUUUCUUUAGUAGUAUGCGCUUUUUCUGUAGAAUAUCAUGGAUGGAAAAAGGUUAUAUGUUCACAGUAGCAGAAUUGGCCGGAUAUACAGAUAAUAAAUAUUGGCUAAUAAGAACUGAUCCUAAUCCUUUGUACAAAGAGUUUGGGUAUACUCAUUCUCUUAUUAUAUCUAGACACUUUGAAGAAACCCUCGAAAAGAAGCCAAAAUCUAUGGACGCUAUAGAAUUUAGUAUGCAAAGGGAUUCGUACGUUAUAAAUAAUUAUGACCUUUGUAUGGAUACUUUCAGAGUCUGUCAAACGGAUGAUUUAAUAUGCGCAAAGAGAAAGACUAAAUGUCCUAGUAAAUGUGGAAUAUGUGAAAGGUUGAAUCCACGUCUAGAUUUUUUUCAUAGCAGUUUAAUUGGAAAUUGGACUGUAAACAAUUAUUCAGUUUCUAUAAAUGAAUCUUCGAUAAUAACAGACACCGGAGAUAAAUUUGAUUGCGUUCAAUUUCGACAUAGCUCAAUUAAAUCAGGAUCGGAUCCGAAUACCAAGCAAUAUUUUGUUGUCAAUUUAAAGAAGAAUGGUUGCGGGCCUAAAUAUACUUGUAUAACAUUUCGUAAGAAUUCUGAUGAGACUUUACUUAUGAAAAUGGGAGAACCUAGGGACAUAUCUCUACUUUAUAAAGAUGGAAAUAGUUCUGCUUCCUGUUCAGAAAACGAUUGUGGUUUGUACUGUAGAUCAAGAAAGUUCGAUAAAGGCAUACUAAGAAGAGGCUCACUCCAACCGUUUUUCAAGAAUGUCUCUAGUAUUGAAAGAGUUAAUUGUAAAUUUCCAAAGCAUAUUAGAAGAGCUAAAGAGUGGGUUGUUGAAAAAUACUCUUCAAAUAAAGCGGAGACUUGUCCAAUUAGAGUCGUAUUUAAAAAACAACGGGUGCUACUUAAUACCGAUAGAAAUUGUACUUUUAAAGUUUCUACAUAUUACAAUUGUUAUGGUUCCUUUAUAAUGGAUAAUAAUUCUGACAGUAUGCAAUUAAUUAGUGCCAAGAGAGAGAAACAAGUAAAUAUGAGGUCUUUUUGCGUCCCUAAAAUGAAUAAAGAUUCAGAUCACUACAAAUUCUACUUAACCAAAGAUCUAGAUUGUUCAAAAGUUUUGUCAAAUAAGUUGUUUUCGUUCCGAUACAAAUAUAAUAGAAUAACAACAUCUACAGUAUCAACAACCUCCUUCGUUAUGACUUCUCCACCGGAAGACAACAAAUUGAAUACAAGUGUAACUGAAUUUGAUACCGAUACAAAAAACUCAACAUUUGUAAUUAUGAAAGUUGCGGAAAAUCGAAGCUUUUUAGCCUUAACUUCAAUUUUUGGAGCAUUUUUCCAAUUUUUUUUUACUUGUCAAUGUUUUAAGUAAAUAAAUAAUUGGAAGACUAUUUAUUACUAUUAAUAUGCCAGAUUCAGCAAAAAAUUAAGUGUGCUUUAACGGAUGUAAAUAUCAAUUAACAUUAAUAGAAUGGAAUGAGAACAAAUCAUCUUUUCUAAUGACUAUUUUCUUUGUUAUUAGACAUUUUCUUACAUAUAUAUAAUAUAUAUAUGUAUACAGUUUAUACACACUCAUUUUGUUAUUAGUUAUAUAAAAAAAACUAUAUUUUUUUAAUGCCAAU
This is a messenger RNA of Dimorphilus gyrociliatus, 2545 nucleotides long. Lineage: Eukaryota; Metazoa; Annelida; Polychaeta; Dinophilidae. The record is from the annotation of a GenBank genome assembly.